GAGAGUAGAAUCACCAGGAGAUAAAACCCUCUCCAGAGUACACAUUGCAGGGGAUGCAUCUAUUAAUCGGGACUGUUCAAAGGACCUGCCUUAAUUUUCAGCUUCUCCUUCAUCUUCAGCAUCCCCUGCUUCUUGGGGUUCUCUGUUUUUGCGCGCUCUCUCUCUCUCUCUCUAGAGCCUCUUCUCUGAAAAAUUUCAGUUGAUUUUUCUGGGUUUUUAAUCCAUACGAUGUGGGAAUCGGAGGGCGAAUCCAUAAGUGGGAGAGAGUAUGGGAACGGAGUGAUCGGUUCAAGCAAGCAUGGAGUCAAGACGGAAGGGUUUGAGCGGAGAGAUCAGUCAUGGUAUGUUGCGACGGAUAUUCCAAGCGAUCUUCUAGUUCGAGUAGGUGAUGCUAGUUUCCAUUUACACAAGUAUCCUCUGCUUUCGCGGAGCGGAAGGAUGAAUAGAAUCAUAUAUGAGUCGCGUGACACCGAACUGAACAGAGUAGAGCUAGACGAUCUCCCAGGUGGGCCAGAGGCAUUUGAGCUUGCGGCAAAGUUCUGCUACGGAAUAGCCGUCGAUCUGACCGCUGCGAACAUCUCCGGCCUGAGGUGUGCUGCAGAGUAUCUCGAAAUGACAGAGGAUUUGGAGGAAGGGAACCUCAUAUUCAAAACAGAAGCAUUCCUCAGCUAUGUAGUCCUGUCGUCAUGGCGAGACUCGAUCUUGGUAUUAAAGAGCUGUGAACAGCUCUCACCAUGGGCUGAAAACCUUCAGAUUGUUCGCCGAUGCAGCGAAUCCAUUGCAUGGAAGGCCUGUGCUAAUCCAAGAGGCAUCAGAUGGGCAUACACUGGAAGACCCGCAAAGGUGGAUAGCCCGAAAUGGAGUGAAUUGAAGGAAUCGAGCCCCAACAGGAACCAACCAGUCCCGCCAGAUUGGUGGUUCGAGGACGUCUCGAUACUGAGAAUCGACCACUUUGUAAGGGUGGUCACAGCAAUCAAGGUGAAGGGGAUGCGAUUCGAGUUGAUUGGGGCCUCAAUCAUGCAAUAUGCAUCCAAAUGGCUGCCUGGCCUAUUGAAGGAGGGGGUGGGAGAUGAGAAUAGAGAUAGUGGGAUCUGGAAAGGAGGUUCCCUCCAUAUGAUCGUUGUCGGAAGCAAAGAUGACAUCCCAAACAUUCAAAUGAGAGAGCAGCGGAUGAUUGUCGAGAGCCUCAUUAGCAUAAUCCCGCCGCAGAAGGACAGCGUCUCCUGCAGUUUCCUUCUUAGGCUUCUGAGGAUGGCGAACAUGUUAAAGGUUGCGCCAGCACUCAUCACUGAAUUGGAGAAGCGGGUGGGAAUGCAGUUCGAGCAGGCGACUCUGCCAGACCUCCUUAUCCCAUCAUAUAACAAGAGCGAUACCCUUUACGACGUUGAUCUAGUUCAGAGGCUCUUAGAGCAUUUCCUGGUUCAAGAACAAACAGAGCUGUCGAGCCCCAGCCGUCAGUCUUUCUCAGAGAAGCAUGGUUAUGAAGGCUCUCCAAGGACUAGUGGCCCCAAUGCGAAAAUGAGAGUGGCGAGGCUCGUCGACAGCUAUCUCACAGAGGUGUCAAGGGACCGGAACCUCUCCCUCACAAAAUUCCAAGUCUUAGCAGAGGCAUUGCCGGAAUCCGCUAGGACUUGCGACGACGGACUUUAUCGAGCGGUCGACUCAUAUCUUAAGGCACAUCCAACACUCUCCGAGCAUGAAAGGAAGCGGCUUUGUCGGGUGAUGGAUUGCCAGAAGCUCUCCAUUGAUGCGUGUAUGCAUGCUGCCCAAAACGAGCGGCUUCCCCUUAGAGUAGUAGUUCAAGUCCUCUUCUCCGAGCAAGUAAAGAUAAACAAUGCGAUCGCAAACAAUGCUCUUAAAGAUGCUGCAGCAGAAUCGCACUAUCAGCCUGUGAUCUCUACCCGCAAGGCACUGCUAGAGGGGACCCCACAGUCCUUCCAAGAGGGGUGGGCGACGGCAAAGAAGGACAUCAACACACUCAAAUUUGAGCUUGAGAGCAUGAAGUCAAAGUACCGCGAACUCCAGGCAGACAUGGACAACUUGCAGAGGCAAUUCGAGAAGAUUACGAAACCGAAACAGACAUCAGCAUGGACUAGUGGGUGGAAGAAACUUAGCAAGCUUACGAAGAUGACGCCAUAUGAGAACCAAGAUAUGGGGUCUCAGGUGCCAGCACAGUCCGAACAGCCAAGGAAAGCGCCGCGGAGAUGGAGAAAUUCCAUUUCCUAGAGAGAGAAGAGUUCAUACUUGAAUUGUUUGAAUCUCCGAAAUGGGUUUUGUUGUUAUAGCCAUUGGAUUGCUGGUUGGAUGAGUAGGGUGGAAAUGGCAUGUGAUUUGUUUUUCUCUUGGUAGUCUUAAAGUUUAGGCAGAGUCUUAAAACAACGAGGAAUCCAGACUCCAGCCUCACAUGGAAGUUGUAGACCAAGGUUCUUUCUCUUUUUAAGUAAAUGAUGCAUAUUCAUUCA
Molecule: messenger RNA, 2462 nt
Organism: Magnolia sinica
Lineage: Eukaryota; Viridiplantae; Streptophyta; Magnoliopsida; Magnoliales; Magnoliaceae
Product: root phototropism protein 3
Exons: 4
Coding region: 229-2226 (665 amino acids)
Molecular function (GO): protein binding
Source: RefSeq, a predicted model, not a curated record